AAUACAAUUUUAAAAAUAAUAUGCCUACUGUAGGAAAGAGUCUCCGUGUGUGGGGUAAGAGAAGGACAUGAUAGAAGACAUACGUCCAUUGACUGCAUGUCUUGCCCCUCGCUUCCUUGCUGAAUUCAGUCUUUCAGCCUUGGGGAUUGGCCAACUCAGCUCUGAAACCCUCGGGGACUCACAAACUUCCUGCGUGGGGCUCCUCCUGCUCGGAGGAGGGUAUGGGUGAGCGUAUCUAGGGAUGCAGUGUGAAUGAGGACUCCUCUCGCCUCCAGUUGCACUCAACCCAAGAGGUGCUGCAGGGACCGGAGCAGACCUGCGCUCGCCCCAGCGUUUCAGCAGCGGACUGCUGGACAGCGCCCCGAGGACUUCCGCAGUUGGUCAGGUACUUCGGUGAAUCCCGGAGGCACACACCUUUGUUCUCCAGAGGGUCGUCCUCAGCUUAAGGGAAGCUACAGAGGAGCAUCAAAGAAGAAAGAAGACUCGACUGCUUUUCUUUUUGUUCGAAUUUAAAUCACGAGCCAGCGAUUUCUGUGAAUGGAGCCCUUCUAAAGGCGAAGCUCCGUUGCGCGCUCUCAGGCUUCUCCCCCCACCCGCGGCUCUGCGCAGCGGGGUGACCCUGUCCCCAGGGAGCAGCAAACUUCUGGGGACCCGAGGGAAAUCGAUUAAACAUUAAGACGUGUCCAUUGCACUUUUAGAGGCACGUGGGCGCAUGCAGACUCCCGAGGGCUCCCCAGGAAAAGAAACUAUGCCUCUUUCCAACCUCUCCACGGUCACCGAGGCCAACGAGAGCGAUUUCAUUCCAGAAGCGUGGGAAAGAGAUCUCCUGCCUGGCUCGGAUGGGACCACGGCGGAACUGGUGAUCCGCUGUGUGAUCCCGUCCCUCUACCUGCUCAUCAUCACGGUGGGCUUGCUAGGCAACAUUAUGCUGGUGAGGAUCUUCCUCACCAACAGCGCCAUGAGGAGCGUCCCCAACAUCUUCAUCUCCAACCUGGCGGCCGGCGACCUGCUGCUGCUGCUCACCUGCGUCCCCGUGGACGCCUCGCGCUACUUCUUCGACGAGUGGAUGUUUGGCAAGGUGGGCUGCAAGCUCAUUCCCGCCAUCCAGCUCACCUCGGUAGGGGUUUCCGUGUUCACGCUCACCGCCCUCAGCGCUGACAGGUAUAGAGCCAUUGUAAACCCCAUGGACAUGCAGACAUCAGGAGCGGUGCUGUGGACCUGCAUGAAAGCUGUGGGGAUCUGGGUGGUCUCUGUGUUGUUGGCAGUCCCAGAAGCUGUGUUUUCAGAAGUGGCACGUAUUGGCAAUGUGGAUAACAGCAGCUUUACAGCAUGUAUACCCUACCCACAGUCAGAGGAACUUCAUCCAAAGAUUCAUUCAGUGCUCAUUUUUCUCGUCUAUUUUCUUAUACCACUUGCUAUUAUUAGCAUUUAUUACUAUCACAUUGCAAAGACCUUAAUUAAAAGUGCACAUAAUCUUCCUGGAGAAUACAAUGAACAUACCAAAAAGCAGAUGGAAACACGGAAACGCCUGGCCAAAAUAGUGCUAGUCUUUGUGGGCUGCUUUGUCUUCUGCUGGUUCCCAAACCACAUACUCUACAUGUAUAGGUCUUUCAACUAUAAGGAAAUUGACCCUUCACUAGGUCACAUGAUUGUCACAUUAGUUGCCCGGGUGCUGAGCUUUUGCAAUUCUUGUGUCAAUCCAUUUGCCCUUUAUCUACUCAGUGAAAGCUUCAGGAAACAGUUCAACAGCCAGCUCUGUUGCGGGAGGAAGUCCUACCGGGAGAGAUCAACCAGCUACCUGCUCAGCUCCUCAGCAGUGCGAAUGACUUCUCUGAAAAGCAAUGCUAAGAACAUGGUGACCAAUCCCGUCUUACUAAAUGGACACGGCACAAAAUAGGAAAUAGCACUGUGACUCGAGGCCAUUCAACUCACUCUUCAAAACGACCUUCCCACCUUUUCUCUUCUGACUGAGUAGAGCAGAAUUAAAUAACUUCUACACUCUUAACUGAUGCUUGGCUAAUUCACUACAAGAUUUCAUGACUGACCCAGAAGGAAGACAAACACUUUUAAUAAAAAAAAUUAAAUUACAUUACACACACAUGUAUAUUACAUACAAAUAUUUUUUAUUUUAAACAUGAUUUAGAAGGUAAUUUUACAUAUAUAUACACAUCAAUAUUCCCUUAGGGUUUAAAAACAA
Molecule: messenger RNA, 2197 nt
Organism: Jaculus jaculus (lesser Egyptian jerboa)
Lineage: Eukaryota; Metazoa; Chordata; Mammalia; Rodentia; Dipodidae
Gene: Nmbr
Product: neuromedin B receptor
Exons: 3
Coding region: 713-1897 (394 amino acids)
Biological process (GO): bombesin receptor signaling pathway
Cellular component (GO): membrane
Molecular function (GO): bombesin receptor activity
Source: RefSeq, a predicted model, not a curated record